Jatropha curcas is the source of this 1968-nucleotide messenger RNA. NCBI's taxonomy places the organism in Eukaryota, Viridiplantae, Streptophyta, Magnoliopsida, Malpighiales, Euphorbiaceae. The record is from RefSeq and is a predicted model, not a curated record.
AUGGGAAAGAAGAAGGAUAAAGGGAAAGAAUCAGAUUCACCUACUAAAGCCCUUUCAGACCAUUCUGAAGAUCUCAAUAAAACCCUUACUCUAAACAGUAAACCAACCCCUUAUAAAGACCUCAAAAAAUGGAUUGAAGAACUCAGUCAAUCUCCAGAGGUAUUAAAGGCCUUGCAAGGUAUGGCAUCUUCUUCCACAGAAGAUACAGACAGUCUUUAUAUACACGGAAAUGAUAGCCCGCUGACAAAUGUUGGCAUUGACUAUCCCUUCUAUUUGGAUAAUACAAUCGCUCUUGAGACUGUUUAUCGGUUAAAUGUUGGAGGACGGGAUAUUGACGGUUCAGGUGACACCGGAAUGUACAAGAAAUGGGUUCAAGACUCUAAUUACAUUUUUGUCUCAAAUCUCACUUGGAUAUUCCCCGUUGAUACUGGAUUCAACUAUCUUGUUCGUCUCCACUUUUGUGAGACUCGACUAGAGGUUACCGGUGCGCUUCAACUGGUAUUCUCGAUAUUCAUCAAUAAUCAAACAGCGGUAGCUCAAGCAGAUGUAAUAUACUGGAGCGGUGGUAGAGGUGUUCCAGUGUACAAAGACCACGUCAUAUGGAUUCCAGCAGCAGGCCCCGGCAAGCAGGACUUGUGGCUCGCUUUACACCCAUCUGAUGAGUUUGAGUUAGCUGACGCGACCUUGAACGGUUUGGAGAUAUUCAAGUUGAAUAAAUCAAAGGGUAGUUUAGCAGGGCCAAACUCUGAACCAAUACUAGUUCAGACACCACCAGUCCGGCAACCAAAACUAUUAGAAAGAACAAAAAGCAAACACGUAAAGAAAGUAACAAUUUUAAUUGGACUAGUAUUUGGUGGUGUCUUAUUGCUUGCUUUUAUUCUUUGUUUCUUUGUUUUUAAUCAGAGGAGGAGAGGAAAGAAGUACUCAAUUAUUACCAAGUCCAAAUCCUUUCGAGCCCCUUUUCCUCACACUUCAAGAUCCACGACCAGAAAAUCUUUUCUAAAUCCUUUUAAUCAAUUCCGUCGGUUCUCAAUUUUCGAAAUUGAAGUAGCCACAUCCAAAUUCGACGACAAAUCUAACAAGUCCUCGACAAUUGCUUCACCAUUGCCAACAGAGCGUUGCCGUAGAUUUACAAUUCUCGAAAUCAAAGAAGCUACCAGAAAUUUUGACGAUCAAAACUUUAUAGGUUCUGGAGGAUUUGGUAAUGUAUAUAAAGGAUACAUAGAUAAUGAAUCCAUCACAGUCGCUAUCAAACGGCUAGAUUCAUCAUCAAAGCAAGGGACUCGUGAAUUCACGACAGAAAUAGAGAUGUUGUCACAAGUCCGCCAUGUCAAUCUUGUAUCUUUGAUCGGAUAUUGCAUUGAUGAAGGUGAAAUGAUUCUCAUCUAUGAUUACCUUAUCAACGGCACACUUGCAGAACAUUUACAUGAAACAAACAAUGAUCCUCUUCCGUGGAAAAAAAGGCUUCACAUAUGCAUAGGCGCAGCACGUGGAUUGCAUUAUCUUCAUUCCGAGUUCACGCAUACCAUUAUCCAUCGAGACGUGAAGACAACUAAUAUUUUGCUAGACGAAAACUGGAUUGCAAAAGUUUCAGAUUUCGGAUUAUCCAAAGCAGCUUUCAAACAGGAGGUCAGUACUACUAUAGUGAAGGGAACUUGGGUUUUAUUUCAUAAACUCAUCACUCCUAUCCUCUGUGAAAAAUGCAUUCAAAAUGGAAACAUUUAUCAAAUAAUUGAUCCUUAUUUGAAGGGGAAGAUAGCUCCACGGUGUUUCAAAAAAUUUGUGGAGAUCGCAUUCAGUUGCGUUCAUAGCAAAGGCAUUGAACGGCCCAAUAUGAGAGAUGUUAUGGAAGAACUUGAGUUUGCACUGAAGCUGCAAGACGAUGCGGAAGCUGAGAAUAUGGGAAUCAGUCCUGAUGGUGAAAUCGUCCAUCCUUAUGUAUCUUUUUUCCCUGCCCAAUGGUGUUGA